Lycium barbarum (goji berry) is the source of this 2350-nucleotide messenger RNA. Its product is annotated as protein IQ-DOMAIN 3-like. The transcript has 6 exons. NCBI's taxonomy places the organism in Eukaryota, Viridiplantae, Streptophyta, Magnoliopsida, Solanales, Solanaceae. Gene Ontology annotation, molecular function: protein binding. The coding region runs from base 550 to 1932 and encodes 460 amino acids. The record is from RefSeq and is a predicted model, not a curated record.
CCCCAACGCCCUCUAUAAUUUUCUUUUUUAAUCUUUGUGUCAUAUUCUUGAAGGCGUGCUCACAAGUUUCUUGUUUUUGCUAUAUACAUAUUGUUAUUGUUGUCCAUUGUUUUCUUGAUUUCUUUUGUCUUUUUUUUCUGGUGGGGACUUGGGUAUUACAAGGAAGAACAGGAAAGAACAAAACAAAACAAAAACUUUGUUCUAAUAUUUAUCAAGAUUCAGUUUUAGGUUCAUGUCAAAUAAAGCAAGCUGUUUUUCUUUUUUUGUCUUACGUGUCAUUGUUAGUUUUGGUUGUUUGUUUUGUGAUGAUGUGAGAUAUACCUCGAAAUUGUCAAUUUGUGAUUUUUUUUCUUUUCGUUUUAAUGAUGAUCUUGCAUUUUAUAGCCUCUGGAUCAUGCACAAUGUUGUGGUUAAUUAAUUCAUUUUCAUUUUGUUAAAUCCCUUUUCAAGAAAAUUUUAAUUUCUCAACUGCUGAUAUUUGUCAUUUCUUCUGUUUCCUAGCCUCUUGAUUGAUAGCUGCUGGAGUCUACUUAUUUUUGAUGCUUUGAAAUGGGGAAGAAAGGAAGCUGGUUUUCGGCAGUGAGAAAGGCUCUUGGUUCGGGUAACAAAAAGAAAGACAAGAAAAAACACAAAUGUGAAAAAUGGUCUGGAAAGCAACAGAGCGACGAAUUGGAUUCUUCAAAUGCAGAAACUGCAUUAGUGAGUCCUGCACCUCCUACUCCUCCUCCUCCUCCUGUAGAGCACCUGAAAUUGAUUGAAGCUGAAAAUGAGCAGAACAAGCACGCCCAUUCGGUAGCUCUUGCCACUGCUGUUGCUGCAGAAGCAGCAGUUGCCGCUGCUCAGGCUGCUGCUGAGGUCGUUCGGCUCACAGCUGCAGCCUGUAUCUCCGGUAAAUCAAAGGAAGAGAUUGCUGCUAUAAGAAUACAAACAGUUUUUCGAGGAUACUUGGCUAGGAGAGCAUUGAGGGCGUUGAGAGGAUUAGUGAGGUUGAAGACGAUGAUUCAAGGGCAAUCUGUGAAGCGACAAGCCACAUCCACCUUAAGGUGCAUGCAGACUCUAGCUCGUGUUCAAUCUCAGGUUCGUGCCAGAAGAAUUAGGAUGUCGGAGGAGAAUCAGGCGCUCCAGAGACAGCUCCAACAGAAGCAUGAGAAAGAGCAGGAGAAGCUCAAAGCAUCUUCUCAGUCUGGAGAUGAUUGGAAUAACAGUAUACGGUCUAAGGAACAAGUCGAAGCAAACCUCCAGAUGAAGCAGGAGGCUGCCAUGAGAAGGGAAAAGGCUUUGGCUUAUGCAUACACACAUCAGCCAAUACGGAGGAAUCCUUCAAAAUCUACAAAUGAAACAUUCAUGGACCCAAAUAAUCCCCACUGGGGCUGGAGCUGGUUGGAACGAUGGAUGGCUGCGCGGCCAUGGGAAGAUAAAUGUGCAACAGAUAAAGAAGUUAACAGUGACGAGGUCGCUGCAAAUAGCCCAGCAAGCCAUCCCACUGCUGUGGCUGCUAACAGUCCUCGUGAUUUCCACCUUGACAAUAGGCCUUCUCCGACGGCUCAUAAGCAAAGCCGCCCUCCUAGCCGCCAAUCAACACCCCGAUCAAAGACCGGGAGAGUAAGGCCAGCAAGCCCUAGAGGAAGUAAUGUGGAUGAUGACUCUAGAAGCAUGGCGAGUGCACAGUCAGAACACUGCAGGAGGCAUAGUUUUGCUGGUUCAUCAAUUAGAGAUGAUGAAAGUCUGGCAAGUUCCCCAGCUGUUCCAAGCUACAUGGCAGCAACAGAAUCAGCACGAGCCAGGUCCCGCUUACCAAGUCCUUUGGGUUUUGAAAAGAGUGGGACACCAGAGAAGGGAACAGUUAGUUCUGCCAAGAAGCGAUUGUCAUUCUCGGCAUCCCCUGGUGGGGCACCAAGGAGACAUUCUGGUCCACCAAAGGUAGAGAUAUGAAGUACAAGCAUCUAGUGCUUAAAGGAGCACUUCAGAUAGCAGGGAAAUCAAGAAGUUAGACCCUUUUUUUUUUCUAAAACUAUUCUCAUGGGUGUGCAUAUUGAAUAACGAGGGACUGAAGAGAAAAUGGAGGAUUGUGGCGUUGUAUUUGAGUCUUUUUCCAUCUUACUCACCGACAUGUUUCUAACCUUAUACAUUACUACAGCCAAAGUUUGUGUGCUAUUGAAGAUCAUAUGUAGUGUCACUUGCUUUAUAGUGAUGAUGUUCUGGGUGUGCUUUUCUUUUGUUUCUUUUUCCUCUCUUCUUGAGGCAAUAUUGAAAACUUUAGAUGUUGAUAAUUUCCAGCAAUUCUGGUGAUUCUGAGUCAUCUAUGUGUUGAUAGUACCUUGUUAUGUUAAUGUAUGAAACUUAUUGGUCA